Dendronephthya gigantea is the source of this 3124-nucleotide messenger RNA. RefSeq names its product leucine-rich repeat protein soc-2 homolog. NCBI's taxonomy places the organism in Eukaryota, Metazoa, Cnidaria, Anthozoa, Malacalcyonacea, Nephtheidae. The coding region runs from base 323 to 2068 and encodes 581 amino acids. The transcript is spliced from 20 exons. Gene Ontology annotation, molecular function: protein binding. The record is from RefSeq and is a predicted model, not a curated record.
CGUGUAAUUGAUCGAAUAUAUUUUGUAUAAUUAUGUGUCGAAGGAAAUAUUAUGGCGAAACAGAGUGUAGAAAUAUACACCAGCAGUUACUGUUAUUGUGAAUAGUACACACACUUCAAUAUCAGACUUGGUUAGAUCUGAAUAAUACAGCCAUGUACCGCAUAUGAAACUUGGGCAAGUGCAGAAUCGUGCUUUGGAGUGAUCGAAAAGUGGUUAUUCUAUAAGCUCCCUGAUCGCAACAACAGUUAUCUGAAGUUUCCCCGCACGAUCAAGUUACUGUUUAUGCCGAUCGCUGUCUGAAUUCGGUCAUUUAUAGCCCAGGAUGAGCCGAUCCGACCUGCCAUUUCAUGCAAGAGGCUACGAUGCAAAUUCUGAGUCGGCAAGUUCGCCUACGGAACACGAAGCGCUGAGUCCAACAAAGGCUGAUCGACCAGCAGAGUUCUCGAAAAAGCACGAAAUAGACCCGUCGAAAAAGCACGUCUCCGUGUCUGUUCCCGGCGUCGUCAAGCCAAAAGCUCCUGUCAAGAAAAAGAAAGUCGCACCGACGCUUGACGUCAAGGACGAGAUCUCGAAAUGCCGUGAGAAGGGAGCAACGCGUCUCGACCUUAGCAAAGCAGGGAUUCAUAGUCUUCCAAAAGAUAUUAAAGAGUUAAAACAACUUACAGAGCUGUUUGUUUAUGGCAACAAGCUAGCAUCACUUCCAACCGAGAUUGGGACGUUAAGUAACCUAAAUAUGUUGGCUCUCAACGAGAAUAGCUUGACCACAUUGCCAGAUAACCUCGUCAACCUGUGCUGUCUAAAAGUUCUGGACUUGCGACAUAAUAAACUCAAAGAGAUCCCAAGUGUGGUGUAUGAGUUAACAUCAUUGACCGUUCUUUAUCUUCGUUUUAAUCGCAUCACUUACGUCGAUUCGGCAAUCUCGAACUUGCGGUUGAUUACAAAGUUGAGUCUGCGUGAAAAUAAAAUUCGAGAAAUUCCUUGCGAAAUAGGCUAUCUUAUUCAUCUGGUAACAUUGGAUGUUUCACAUAAUCAACUAGAGCUCAUUCCACAAGAAAUUGGGAAUUGUGUUAAUAUGACGUCACUGGAUCUGCAACAUAACGAGUUACUAGCGUUGCCUGAUUCUCUCGGUAACCUGACCGCCCUGACGCGACUUGGUCUAAGGUACAAUCAACUAUCAACAAUUCCUCACACAUUGGCUAACUGUACAUCAUUGGAAGAAUUUAACAUUGAAGGAAAUCACGUGACGGAGUUACCCGGGAGUCUCCUGGCAAAUUUCAAACAGUUAAAUUCGAUAACGUUGUCAAGAAAUAAAUUUGAAAAUUUCCCUUCAGGGCCUCCGAAACAACUUGAGACUGUAACAUCGUUUAACCUGGAUCAUAAUUCAGUGCAAAAGAUCCCUUUUGGAAUACUGUGCCGUGCGAAAUAUCUGUGUAAACUGAAUCUUAGUAACAACCAAAUUUUGGCUCUGCCUGUUGAUUUUGGUACGUGGACUACGUUGGUCGAGCUCAAUCUUGGUACGAACCAAGUUAGCAAGUUAAACGAUGAUAUUCAUUCGUUAGUGAACCUUGAAGUUCUGAAUCUCAGCAACAAUUUACUCAAGAAACUGCCUCGUGGUAUCGGGGCUCUCAAAAAACUCAAGACACUCGACGUUGAAGAAAAUCAACUGGAGAGUUUACCUGCAGAAAUAGAAUAUCUAAGAAGUUUAGAAAUUUUAAACGCUCAAUCGAAUCGUCUACAGACUUUGCCAAGGUCGAUAGGAUACCUUAACAACCUGACAAAGUUAAGUGUGGGAGAAAAUGAUAUCACUUAUUUACCUGAGGAGAUAGGAACGUUAGAGAGUUUAGAGCAACUGUAUUUAAAUGACAAUGAAAACUUGCAUUUUUUACCGUACGAGCUCGCUCUGUGUUCCUCGCUUCAAAUCAUGAGUAUUGAAAACUGCCCACUUAGUCGGUAUCCGCCGGAAAUCGUCGUGGGAGGACCGUCAAUGGUUAUACAGUACCUUCGGUUCCAGGGUCCUUACCGCGUGAUGCCGAAUGACCCUAACCAAGUUCCCGUCUCAGAUCUGUAGGCUUGGUGCCAAGACGGAAGAUCGUACACAGGACCGGCGUCCGGGUCUAGUAAAUAUUUGGUGUGGAAAGUUUUAAUAGUUUUAGGGAUUUUAUCAUAGUGUAACUACGAGUUUGUAUACUAGUUAAUGGAUAACCUUUCUAGCGCCCACUGAUCUUUUGCGCAGCAAUCAAGGUCCCAGAAUGCAUCGUUCCUUCGCGGAAUAGAAAAUGAAUCAUAAACAAUGAAACGAUGAAAAGUCAUCGGUACAGUUAGGAAAAGAAUUCAUAAUUUUGAAGCUUGAUGAUUGGUUGCAAAAAAAUAUGAAAUCUAAAAAGUAUGGUCCUGUGAUGUUUUUAAAUUUUGUAUGUUUUUUCACGUGCGGAAAGUUGAUAGCUUUUCUGUGGAAAUGGAGCGCCAUCUAAUUGAAGAUGUACUGAGUUUGAAAACUUCGUAGUGCCAUACUCCACUUUUUCACUAUUUUGCAACGAAAUGUAGUCGAAACUGUACUCCUAGUGGUCGAACCUUCAGCUAAGCUGAGAUUCUAUGCACGCGGCGAAAUGUCCCGCGUGGUAUUAUACUACGCUCAGCUACUAGACAUUUGUGUAAUGGGGUUAUUUGAAAGGCAAAUUAGGGGAAAAAAGUCGCAUGUGUUGAAAAACAAAUGUUAUUUUACUUGUCGGGCUUCUAAAGCCCCAGAAGGGAAAUCACAGGUUACAAACAUGUUGAAAACAGCAACUAACGUCUGUAUUUUAAAUGCACUCCCAAUCGAGACCAAGUAAAGCAUCACCAUAACGCUUUCUGCAGGAGAGAUACUGUCAUUUACUCUCAUAUUCGAUGAGGGUGAGUAUAUGCAAACUCGUGGAGCAAAGUUAAUUGAUAAAUUGUGAUAGGACUGAGCUUUUAAAAUACAGAAGAUACUCAUAGAUGAUGAACAACAAAAUAAUCUUGCACUUUUCUAAUUAUUUUAAUUGUAGCACGGAGAAUAUUGUGUAUUUCCAUGGUGUUGUAUUAAAUUCGAGGGAAUUUUAUCUGUAUAUAAAAAAACCUGCAAUUUGAAUAAUAGUGAUAGAGACUG